Molecule: messenger RNA, 2804 nt
Organism: Racocetra fulgida
Lineage: Eukaryota; Fungi; Glomeromycota; Glomeromycetes; Diversisporales; Gigasporaceae
Source: the annotation of a GenBank genome assembly
AAGAUAUAAUUGUUAAACAUCAAACUGCUCCUUUAUCACCUUCAUCAACAAGAAAAAAUCCAAACCUUAACAUAGCCAUAUAUCCUCCUACACCACAACAAGCAGAAUAUCCACUUGAUCCGCAAAAUAAAGCACCUCCAAUACCUCCAAAACCAACCCGAAGAUCUUCAAGGGUGAGCGAUGGUGGGUCAUCUCAAACUUCACCAAAAAGUGAUCAACCAAUUUCUCCGAUUACGAAACCACCUCUACCUCCAAAGCCUGUUCGUAGGCCAAACUCCGAUGAUGACGGUGGUUAUAUACGUGGGCGUGAAUCUUUUCAUCGUAGAUCUGAUCCAUCUUUAAACUCUUCUCACGCCUUGCACCGACGAAGGUCUUCGUCUCCCAGUGUUCCUGCCACAAAGAGAAGAUCAACAAUAAAUGGUUCGAUAACCGAUUCUCCUACAGACGAAGAGAGUCCUUAUUCUUCUCAUUUAACUUCACCUGCUACCCCUGCGUCUUUUUACGGUGCGUUAUCGGUUCCAUCGCUGCCAAAUUUAUUUGAACGUCAAAAAAUGAUUAAUGUUAUACCAGAAGGCGCUGUAGAUCCAAAUAACUUGGUUCCUGCUACAACUCUUAAUGAUGACAACUAUCAAUCUCCAAGUUCUCCUUCGUCUUCUCAAUAUGUGGAUCAUGUUCCUGAUAUUCCUUCUUCUCCUUUGUUGACUCAACACGCUCAAAUGGAACAAAAAAUACAGACUUUAGAAUCAAAAUUAGCUGAAUAUCGUGCGAUAACAAAAAUGAGGGAGGAGGGUAAUACUGAAAAUAAUAAUGGUGAACAACCAUGGUCCGAAUUAUCAAAUGAAGAAAUCAAAGAAGCUAUUGCGAAAUACAGUUCAACCGUAGCCGGCCUUAAACAAUCAAUAACAAGAUCUCGUAAACUUGUGUAUAAAGCGGCUUCCGAUCCGGAUAUUUUAGAGUUUGCUCCUCAUAUGAUAGCUUAUCAACUGACUCUUAUUGAAUCUGCUAUAUUUUUGGAAAUUGACCCAUAUGCUUUACUUUCUCAUUCUGCUAAAAAUCCAGACCCAAAGAUUACUGCUUCAACUGACUUUUUCAAUUAUUUGACUCGUAUUAUAGAACGUUCGAUUUUAUUGCCAUUAGAGGCUUCUUUACGUGCUCAAAUAAUAAAUCAUUGGGUUAAAGUAGCUGGAAAACUGCAUGAAUUGCAUAAUUUUCAGACUUUAAAAGCAGUUCUGUCUGCAUUAGGUACUACACCUAUCAAAAGACUAAAAAGAACUUGGGCUUGUAUUCCAAAAAAGAGUAUGGCUAAAUUGGACGCUCUCAAUGAAAUGAUGAGUGAAGCAAGAAAUUACGGAAAAUAUCGGGAAAUGAUACAACGCGAUGGAUUCCUGAGAAAACCUACAAUACCAUUUUUAGGAACCUUUAUUAUGGAUGCCACUUACCUGCUUGCUGCUGUAAAAUAUUCUUCAAAUUCUUCUGCUCCAUUGUCCAAUAACGUCCAAUCACCUGUCGCGUCCCGUUCGGUGUCUUCCCCAACGGGGAUACAUGAUGAUCCUCGUGUUCAAGAAAUGUUGCAAACUAUGCAUCGUUAUCAAAAUGGUCCAAAAUAUUACUCUUCACCUCCUUCUUCUUACAUAAAAGCUUCAACAAAGCAUCAUUUUCGCACUGCAAGUAUAAGUGCUGCUUUGCAUAGAUCCGGUGUAAAUAAAUAUUAUAAUAGAAACGAUGAUGAGGAUGAAAUGAUUGAAGAAAAACAACAAUUGAUAACGCAUUAUUUAUUAACACGCGUGUGGGUUCCACAAAAGAGCGUUGAUGAAUUAAGUUCCUUGCGCGAACCUCAUAAGAAUUCUUAUAGUGGUAAUAAUCGAGCACCAGGUGCCGCUUCAUGGAGUGGACCUCCAAGUAGCACGGUUUCGAACACAAAUGGUGCCCAACGUGGGAGUACCGGAAGCACCGUUGGUGGAAGUGGUACGAGCACUAACACAAGUAGUGGUGUAGGAAGGACGAGUUCAACCAGUGGCAGUGGUGAAUCGCGACCGCAUAGUCUUGAAGAAGUAGUUGAUACGGUUCCAACUGUAUCAGUUACUUCAAAAUCGGAUAGGGCUGGGCCCGUUUCAGACAAAGAAAGUGGUAGCAUAAAAGAGAAAAGAAAUAUUACCGAAAAAGUUGGAAGUAUUGGAAGCUUCCUCUUUGGUUCUCGAAGUAGUUUAGAUAAAGCGCGAGAUGAAAAAGAAAAAGAGGAAAAGAACAAGAAUGGGGAUGUAGAUACUGAUUCUCUAUAUGAUGAUUGCUCUGAAGAAAUUGUCAGAUCCCAUUCUGAACAAACUAGUAAUAAAAGGGCAAGUUGGCGUGCUAUGAGGGUGAUGUAUGGAGGGCAUGAAAUUGGCGAUUCACUAAAGAGCCCUACCGCUAUGAUAAGGUCGUCUUCUCAUUCCAGAAGUUCGUCCAGUGGAGAAUUGAAUCCAAAAAAUCAUUCCGCAACUUUUAUAAAAGCACAUGGACGUACAUCCUCAGCCAAUCCCAAACCUAUUACAUCACGCAGAUCAUUAGAGGAACCACGUUCUUCUACACCUCCCCCAUUACUUCCAAAACCGCCAACCUUAAUGCAACGCAGUUCAAGUGCUUCGUCUGCAAAUAGCAUGGGUUCAAGUGCUACUGCAAAUAUUUCAGGGAAGCGAAGUAGUACUGGAAAUAGUACCAUACCACUUGGGGGUGGAGAUAUUGAAAAUAUACGAAUGGUUAUUGCGAAGAAAGUCGCAAAUAAGGUUGCAGCUGGUGGUGUAGCUUUGGAAAGGAAUUGGCAGUGA